This is a messenger RNA of Nicotiana attenuata, 1584 nucleotides long. Its product is annotated as probable protein S-acyltransferase 14. The record is from RefSeq and is a predicted model, not a curated record. Gene Ontology annotation, biological process: protein targeting to membrane; peptidyl-L-cysteine S-palmitoylation. Gene Ontology annotation, cellular component: Golgi apparatus; endoplasmic reticulum. The transcript has 7 exons. Bases 292 to 1221 code for a protein of 309 amino acids. NCBI's taxonomy places the organism in Eukaryota, Viridiplantae, Streptophyta, Magnoliopsida, Solanales, Solanaceae. Gene Ontology annotation, molecular function: protein-cysteine S-palmitoyltransferase activity.
AUUUUUCAGCAGGAGUUGGAAAUAUGCCAAGCUUGACCAUCCCAAUACAAUGGGUGCUGUAAUUCCAAUGUUACCCUUUCCGCUUCUGAGUUUCUCUUCUUUCUCAGCAUUUCACUCCUCCUUAACUAUGGAUUCCACUUUCUCUGCUUGGAAUCCAUAAACCCAUAAAAAAUAAUUUCAAACAAAUUAAUCAAAUAAACACUCUCAAGAACAAAAUAAAUUUGAACCCCUUUGAUUCUUAUUUUGCAUAAUUCUUUUUUUUUAAAUUUAUUUCUUGAGGGAUUUAAAAUUAUGUAUAGAUCUGGAACUGUGAUGGCUUGGAACGUAUUUAGAUUCUGUACGGCCCUAAGAGGGCUGGGCUCAAUCAUGAUCUUGUUGGUCCUAGGCGUUGUGGGCGUUACAUACUACGCCGUCGUUUUGACCAACUAUGGCCCGUCCCUCGUCAGUGGUGGUGGAAUUCUUGAUGCCUUUAUCGCUCUUGCCGUACUUGCCGUAUUUCAUUGUUUGUUGGUGAUGCUUUUGUGGAGUUACUUCUCUGUCAUUUUCACGGAUCCUGGUAGUGUACCUCAAAGUUGGAAUCCAGUCCUGGAUGAAGAAAGAGGUGACACUGAUCCAUUAACUGCAACAGAAUUUGGGGCUUCACCAGCUGAUCCAGCAAACCCAAGAAUACGGUUUUGUAAAAAGUGCAACCAGUUGAAACCGCCUCGAUGCCAUCACUGUUCUGUUUGUGGAAGGUGUGUGCUAAAGAUGGACCAUCAUUGUGUAUGGGUUGUCAAUUGUGUUGGAGCACUAAACUACAAGUAUUUCCUUCUUUUUCUGUUCUACACGUUCCUUGAAACCACUGUUGUGACGCUAGCAUUACUGCCGCAGUUUAUUGCAUUCUUCAGUGAUGGAGAGAUACCUGGGACUCCAAGCACUCUCGCUACCACUUUCCUUGCUUUUGUUUUCAACCUUGCUUUUGCUUUGAGUGUAUUGGGAUUUCUGAUCAUGCACAUAUCAUUGGUAGCUGGUAAUACCACAACCAUUGAGGCAUAUGAGAAGAAGACCACUCCAAAAUGGCGUUAUGAUCUUGGUCGGAAGAGGAACUUUGAACAGGUUUUUGGCCUAGACAAGCGGUAUUGGUUCAUCCCAGCAUACUCAGAAGAAGAUUUAAGAAGGAUACCCGCCCUUCAUGGUCUUGAAUACCCGUCAAAGCCCGAACUUGAAUCCCAAGAUUUCUAGGAAUCGCAAGUACAUUACCAUGUUGAGUUUGUUUUUCCUUUUUGUAACAAUUAUAGAGUAGUACCUAAUUCAUGCCCAUCGCGCCACUCAACUGAUGAAAUUUGGUGUAACUAUUUGACGUGGCCUGUGCAUCUACUGGCGCUGUGCAGAAACUACACAGAGAUAUAGUAGAGGCCUGAGCAGCCAAAGGAUGUAAUGAUAUGUCCAUUUCGUUUGAGUAUCCGUUAGGGAAAUGUAAGAUAGAAGCUUUUCUUAUAGACCGGUGUUGUUGUAAGAUCAACUGCUUGAUUAGAAAUGUGGAUUGAUCUUUGAUGACUCUUCCACAGUGAAGUGUUUAUGUAAUUCGAUUGUUCAUCUCUUAGA